Symbiodinium sp. CCMP2592 is the source of this 2010-nucleotide messenger RNA. Lineage: Eukaryota; Dinophyceae; Suessiales; Symbiodiniaceae. The record is from the annotation of a GenBank genome assembly.
AUGCCAGAGACAGGAGCAGAAGCGGACUGCGAUGCUGAGGUAGUGAGCUGCGAGAAUGCUUCUGCAGUUGAGUGUGGGCUGAAGAAGACGGCUCUCGACACUCUUGGACUUGGCGAGCCUGGCAUCGCGCACGUUGAUUGCGAUGCAGAGACAACUCUGCCAGCUACACCAGCCACGCCAUCUUCGUACACAGGGAGCUCAAAGACAUGCGUCCUGGACGGCACCUGCGACCUUAGUGACAUCGAAGAGCUUACCAUUCUGGAGGUCGUCCCGAGCCCUGCCUCCUCGAAGAGGGGGGCUGCGGCUCGAGCGAAGGCGAAGCAGGUGGAGCAGGCCAGCGGUGGCGAGGCGGUUGGUAUCUCCGAUGACUCUGAUGUGGAGGUGCUGGCAACGACGGUGCGCAAGGGGCUGGUCAAGGCUGCGGGAUGCAAGACAAUGCUCGGGUGGACUGAGGAGGCAGCGGGAGAUGGUCAUUCAGCGGACUCCGGCAGGCAGGCGCCACGUGUUGAGGAAACCACCCUCUCAAGCCUGUUCAGCUCCCCAGCCGACACAGAUGAAGAAAGGCUGGAGGAUGUGUUAGAGACGCCGCUCUCCCCGAGGCCCUCGGCAUCCUUCAGGAAAGAUGCGCGUGUGUUCUUCAGCCCCAUGCCCAUGCGGCGACGCACGGAGGAGGCAGCGGGAGAUGGUCAUUCAGCGGACUCCGGCAGGCAGGCGCCACGUGUUGAGGAAACCACCCUCUCAAGCCUGUUCAGCUCCCCAGCCGACACAGAUGAAGAAAGGCUGGAGGAUGUGUUAGAGACGCCGCUCUCCCCGAGGCCCUCGGCAUCCUUCAGGAAAGAUGCGCAUUUGUUCUUCAGCCCCAUGCCCAUGCGGCGACGCACAGAGGCGACCAGCACACCAUCCCCAAGUCAAGGUCAGCUUUUCUUCAGCCCCGUGCCUCUGUGCCGCCGCGAAGAGGAGUUGCAGAAGCAGAACCCAGCAACCCCUCCGAGGUCAGCCUCUUCGUGCUCACGCUUGUUCUUCAGUCCCGUGCCCAUGUGCCGAGUGGCCAAGGAGCCGCCACAAGAGCCGAAGCCGGAGCCGCCGGAGCCGCCGGAGCCGCCGAAGCCGGAGGAGCCGAAGGCCGAGGUGUGCUCUGCAGAAGGGCCGAGGGGCUGGGAAUCACCGGCUUGCAAGUCCUUGCAAACGAGUGCUGCAGAGCCAGAGCCGGUCGAGCCUCUUGAAGAAGCCUCAGAGGACGAGAAAGCGAUGCUCACGGAGCUCCCUUCCAAGAUUUCUUGCCGCGCCAUCUCGAGUGGCCGGAUGCAAGCGCCCGUUGAGCAGUUGAGUUUGCGCUCUGCCAAGCGCAGACCUUGGACUGCUCUGCAGGUAACUAGGAUCUCCAGCGGUUCGGCUUCGCUGCCGAAGCGCCAUGGCUUCGCUCAGGCUAUCGCUGCAAAGCUGAGCCGCACGUACUCCACGACGAUGCAGGGCCGGAAACGGCGGAAGACAAACCGAAGCGCUCAGGAUCUUCCGGCUGUGCGCUGCCAGGCUCGUGAGCCGGCUGGGCUCGCCAGGAAUGCGGGAAGCACCGAAGCCGUGCUGAAUCCCAGCACGACGGCCGGAUCGAUGCGCCUAAUUCUGGCGGGCGAGGAUGCAACAGGCAGAAAGCCUCCUGCACCCCUGCGGACUCCGCCACCACCUGCCAGGCAACGGAAGGUUGAGUCCAACGAAGUUCCGGGUGAUAGCGACGACGAACGUCCUUUGAGCACACUUUUUGAUGCUGAAGAUGCUCCCUUGACACAAUUGCUGCCGAGCUCGACGUGGUCAUGUCUCCUAUCGCAACCCCUGGACAGCGCCGAGUUCCCGAUCCGUGUGUACCCCCUGGAAGAGGAAGUGGAGGAAUCCGAGGACCCUUGGUCGUCCUGCUCGGAGCCAGAAGAUGCCGACCUCAUCGGGGGCAUGGAGGCCGGCACAACGGAGCUGGUGUGGUGCCGAUCCUCCUUUUGCCGGCUUUUGGCCACGAGCUGA